AUGGAGGAUAAGAAUCAGACAGUAGUGACUGAAUUUCUUUUCUUGGGCCUCACAGAUCAUCUCCAACAGCAGAUUAUUCUCUUCAUUCUGCUUCUCUUUGUUUAUCUCAUGACACUGUGGGGUAACCUGGGAAUGAUCACAUUGAUACUGACUGAUUCUAGACUCUGCACUCCAAUGUACUUUUUUCUUAGCCACUUGUCCUUUGUUGAUAUUUGUUCCUCUUCUUCCAUUGCCCCAAAGAUGCUGUGUGACAUCUUUGUGGAGAAAAAAGGCAUCUCCUUCCUGGGUUGUGCUGCACAGAUGUGGUUCUCUGGUCUCUUUGUGGCAACUGAGUGUUUCCUCUUGACUUCCAUGGCAUAUGAUAGGUAUGUGGCCAUCUGUAAGCCCUUGUUGUACACACUUAUUAUGUCCCAGCGCAUCUGUGUGCAGCUAGUGGUAGGGCCUUAUGCUAUUGCUUUUAUGAGCACCGUGACCCAUACAACAUUGACUUUUUGCUUACCCUUCUGUGGUCCAAAUAUCAUCAAUCACUUUUUCUGUGAUAUUUCACCACUGCUCUCCCUGGCAUGUGCAGACACCUGGAUCAAUAAGUUGGUGCUUUUUGUCUUGGCUGGAGCUAUAGUAGUUCUGAGUGGUCUGAUCAUUAUGGCCUCCUAUGUUUGUAUCCUGGUAGCCAUCUUGAAGAUCCAGUCUGCUGAUGGGAGGUGGAAAGCCUUCUCCACGUGUUCAUCUCAUCUGGCAGCUGUUUUUAUCCUAUAUGGGACCCUUUUCUUUAUUUAUGUUCUGCCUAACUCAAGUUCCUCCCUAGAUAUCAAUAAAGUGAUUUCCCUGUUUUAUACCUUGGCAAUCCCCAUGUUGAACCCCAUCAUUUACAGCCUGAGAAAUGAACAGGUAAAAGAUGCAUUCAGGAGGAAGUUUGAAAGAAAAAAAAAACAUUCUAUUGCAUAGGUAAAAUGGAAUUCAAUUUGAAUUGUACCAUAGGUGUUGAUGCAGAAUGUGUAGUAAAAAGAUCAUGGACCGGGGACUGGAGACUGCAUGUAAAUCCUGGUCCUGCCAAUUACCAGAUAAUUUAAAAAAUGAACAAAAUAAUAUUGAGGUGGAUUAAGACUAUAAAUGUCAAAAUAUGCUAGAAGAAAACAUAAGUGAAUAUUUGUAUAAUCUUAGGCAAAUACUUUUUAAACCAGACAUGAAAGCUAGAAGUUAUAAAGAAAAUAUCAAAGUACCACAAACAAUAUUAAAGUACAAGUCAUAAAACAAGAGAA
Loxodonta africana (African savanna elephant) is the source of this 1259-nucleotide messenger RNA. RefSeq names its product olfactory receptor 5G3-like. Lineage: Eukaryota; Metazoa; Chordata; Mammalia; Proboscidea; Elephantidae. Bases 1 to 945 code for a protein of 314 amino acids. The record is from RefSeq and is a predicted model, not a curated record. The transcript has a single exon. Gene Ontology annotation, molecular function: olfactory receptor activity; G protein-coupled receptor activity; odorant binding. Gene Ontology annotation, cellular component: membrane. Gene Ontology annotation, biological process: sensory perception of smell; G protein-coupled receptor signaling pathway.